Acaulospora morrowiae is the source of this 762-nucleotide messenger RNA. NCBI's taxonomy places the organism in Eukaryota, Fungi, Glomeromycota, Glomeromycetes, Diversisporales, Acaulosporaceae. The record is from the annotation of a GenBank genome assembly.
AUGUAUAUUGAUGCAGGAGAUCACGAAUGUUUUGACUCAUAUUUUUGUGCAGAGUGCAUUCGUAGGUUUUUUCAGGAACAACCUUCGCGUUGGACAAGUGGUAAUUCAGAAAUCGAUAAAAUAAUUAGAAAAUCUCAGGAGAGUUUAUUUGCUAUAAAGGAACCCCUUGAGUGGAUACCAUUUGAACAAUUUCAUAACGUAAAAAAAAUAGACGAAGGUGCAUUCAGUACAGUGUAUUCUGCAAAUUGGAGAGACGGACCGUUGUUUAGGAAAGAUUUACCGAAAAAAGUUUUCUUAAAAAUAAUAACCGCUUCUUUUAUUCUCCUCUAUCUCUUAUACACGGGAUACUUUUUUUCAACUAUAUGGCUAUUUUGCGUUUGCUACUUAUGGUUAAAAAAAACAGAAAAACGACAUAGAACUUUUCAUCGGGAGGGCAUGAUAAAAGUUAUAUUGAAAAAGCUUAAAAGGUCUCAAGAUAUUUCGGUAGAAUUUAUUAAUGAGUUAAGAGUUUACCAUAAACUUUACUGCAAAGAUAUGAGAUUAAGGGUUGUCCGUCUAUUUGGAAUAUCCAAGAAUCCUACUGAUGGAGAAUUUAUUAUGGUUUUGGAAUAUUGUGAGCACGGAAACAUGCGACAAUAUUUAGAAUCAAAUUCUAAUUGUCAAAAUUUAAGGUUCAUUCAUAAUAAUUUGCACAGUGGCAAUUUAUUAUUUACUAAAUUUUCAUUCUCAAGUGUACCGAUAAUGAAAAUCGCGGAUAAAUAA